CAGCUAGCAUGAGUAUACCACGUAGAUAUGCAGUUCGAGAUACACACGCCUUAUAAUCGGCUCAAUAAAAAUUAGUUGUUCUUGCCACGUCUUACACAACUCGUUUAAAUUAACACCCUUCCCGAUUAAUCAACACAAAGACAUGUCUUGUGAAGAUCCCAGCCCGAUUAUGGAGUUGGACGAGAAGGUACUUUUGGGCAAAGGAGCAGAAGGUCACGUAUUCCUCGGCACUUUUGCUGGAGAAAAAGUUGCCAUCAAAAGAGUCCUCACAAACGCGGACACUGUUGUGGACCCAGCCCGUCAACGAAGGGAAGAUGAAACCAUGAAAAAAUUAGAACACCCCAAUGUUCUCAAAUUAAUUGAGGUUGUAGAAAAGCAAAAUUUCAGGUAUUUGAUAUUGGAGUUCUGCGUGGGAACGAUUCGAGACUACAUAAGAAAAAAGUACACUGGCCCAAUGCCUUCCGAAAUCGAAGGGAUGAUGCAAAUGGCUAGCGGACUGCAAUACAUUCACUCGCAGAAUUUUGUCCAUCGAGAUAUUAAACCAGAAAAUGUGUUGAUUUCUUCUUCCCACGUCCUGAAAAUAUCGGAUUUCGGGAUCUGUCGGCCAGUUACAACGAGUUCCCAAAGUUUUUCUUUGUCCAGCGUACCCACAGGCACUCGGAUGUUCAAUUCUCCGGAAUUGCUUCAAUCGGAAGAAAAAAGCCCAGAAGAAAAGCAACAAAUUAAAGCUUACGUGUCAACCGACAUCUUCUCCUUGGGCUGUUUGUUUUUUAGUUACAUCACGAUGGGCGGUCAUCCUUUUGCCAAAGAAAAGAUUAUCAUCGAGUUUGUAACCGUUGCCAACAUUUUCAAAGGGAAAAAGUAUCUCGGCAAAGACGGCUAUGAACUAGGUCUAUCCAAGGAUCAUUAUGCAUUUUCAAUGAUUGACGGCAUGACGGAGGUGAAUCCAACCAGCCGUUGGACACUAGACCGCGUUUUGAAAACUUUAGAAAAUCAGAAGCUGAAACUUGCACAGGAUGAAGACAAUAAACAUUGAAAUCUGUCAAAAUCUUGUUAAAAAAAGACAGUUUAAGAUGAACAUACACGGCACUUUAGGUAUGCACAAAACAAAUCUUACGGCAGCUUAGACGGACUACCCAUAUCUGGAUCGGUAUAUUAUCCAUACUAUUAGACCAUGUUCCCUCUGUGAUAAAGCCCCAGUUAAACAUCAUAUAACGAAUCAGUUAAACGAAUAAUCAGAUACAUAAAUAAAAAAAUGGGAUGCAUCAAUUCAAAAAA
Messenger RNA from Daphnia magna, 1278 nucleotides. Its product is annotated as serine/threonine-protein kinase/endoribonuclease IRE1. Lineage: Eukaryota; Metazoa; Arthropoda; Branchiopoda; Diplostraca; Daphniidae. The record is from RefSeq and is a predicted model, not a curated record. Gene Ontology annotation, biological process: protein phosphorylation; intrinsic apoptotic signaling pathway in response to endoplasmic reticulum stress; IRE1-mediated unfolded protein response. Gene Ontology annotation, cellular component: IRE1-TRAF2-ASK1 complex. Gene Ontology annotation, molecular function: protein serine/threonine kinase activity; ATP binding; RNA endonuclease activity. The transcript is spliced from 4 exons. Bases 143 to 1036 code for a protein of 297 amino acids.